Messenger RNA from Aspergillus tanneri, 843 nucleotides. It is a transcript of the gene phb1, whose product is annotated as prohibitin subunit PHB1. The transcript has 2 exons. Gene Ontology annotation, biological process: mitochondrion organization. NCBI's taxonomy places the organism in Eukaryota, Fungi, Ascomycota, Eurotiomycetes, Eurotiales, Aspergillaceae. The record is from RefSeq and is a predicted model, not a curated record. Bases 1 to 843 code for a protein of 280 amino acids. Gene Ontology annotation, cellular component: membrane; mitochondrion.
AUGGCUGCCAACGGUUCUCCCAGGCUCCUCCGUGGAGCCUUCUUCUUACUAGGCGGUGGCAUGCUGGUCAACGCCUCCAUUUACGACGUCCGUGGUGGCAGCCGCGCCGUCAUCUUCGACCGCUUGUCCGGUGUUAAGGAAAAAGUCGUCAAUGAAGGCACGCAUUUCCUUAUUCCCUGGUUGCAGAGGGCCAUCGUCUAUGAUGUCCGGACCAAGCCUCGCAACAUUUCCACCACUACAGGAAGUAAGGACUUGCAGAUGGUCAGCUUGACCCUGCGAGUCUUGCACCGACCUGAUGUCCCGAAGCUGCCGACCAUCUAUCAGACGUAUGGUACCGACUACGAUGAACGUGUCCUUCCUUCCAUCGGUAACGAAGUCUUGAAGUCCAUUGUCGCCCAGUUCGACGCUGCCGAGCUCAUCACGCAGCGAGAGGCUGUCUCGAACCGAAUCCGGACGGACCUGAUGAAGCGAGCCGCGCAAUUCAACAUCGCCCUGGAAGACGUCUCCAUCACCCACAUGACCUUUGGCAAGGAGUUCACGCGCGCCGUCGAGCAGAAGCAGAUCGCCCAGCAGGAUGCCGAGCGGGCGCGGUUCAUCGUCGAGAGAGCUGAACAGGAACGCCAGGCUAACGUUAUCCGUUCUGAGGGUGAAGCCGAGAGUGCCGAUAUCAUCAGUAAAGCUGUUGCCAAGGCUGGCAGCGGUCUCAUUGAAAUCCGUCGUAUCGACGCGAGCAGGGAGAUUGCUCAGACUCUGUCGAAUAACCCGAAUGUCACGUACCUACCGGGAGGCGAUGGCAAGGAAGGCGGCAAGAGCACCAGCCUUCUACUUGGAUUGAGGAGUUAG